CAACUGUCAUUCAGUCAGUAUAUUUUUAGGUUUAUUUUACCUUUAUGCAUAGGAAAAAUAUAUUUGUGCGUCUUAUAGGUAUUUUGGCUAGGAAGUUUAGGGUGCUGCAAGAAGUAUGGAUUUUGCCGUGGUGGGGCAGUGGGGGGUUGGCGACUGUACCUCUCUGGACCUUAGAUACUUUGGUGCUGCUUCUCAAACUGUGCUCCACCUGUACUCUGGCAGCUGCGAAGGUGUUCAUCCCGCCUACUAUGAAGAGCUUACACGGAGAGACCGUCUUAGUUACAGGAGCAGGUCACGGCAUCGGAAGGGAGUUGGCAAUUCAGUUCGCAGAGUUGGGCGCCACUGUCAUAUGUUGGGACAACGAUGCACGGAGAAACAAUGCUGUUGUCGACGAAAUAAGACUAAAAGAUGGAGAGUGUUACGGUUACACAAUAGACGUGACGGCUCGUGAGCAAGUAGCAGCACUAGCACUGCGCAUGCGACGCCAGCUGACAGAUGUAUCUAUGGUGGUCAGCAACGCAGGGCUUCUGACCUGUGCACCCAUCAGCCAUCUGCGACAAGACGCCAUUUUGAAGCUCAUCGAGACCAACUUGCUUUCACAUUUUUGGGUCAUUCAAGCGUUCCUACCCAAUAUGAUAGAGAGGCGGCAUGGACAUAUAAUCGCGAUAAAUUCUAGCGCAGGCCUGAUGCCCUGUGCCGACAUGAUUCCGUACUGUGCAGCGAAGUUUGGACUAAAAGGCCUGAUGGAUUCUAUAACAGAAGAGCUCAGGCUGGACACGUGGACGAAGAACAUCAACACCACCUCAGUGUACCUGGCGACUGUUGCCACCGGCAUGUACCCACAACCAUCGCAUCGCUUUACCACGUGGUACUCCGAAAUUACGGCAAGGCAAGCUGCUAAGACUAUUAUUGAAGGAGUCCGCAAGAACUACAGAAAUAUCAGCAUACCCUCAUUCAUGAAGUUCCUAAUCGAUCUAAACAACCUUAUGCCAUUCAGAAUAAGAGUUAUUUUUUCUGAUUUCUUCAACAUUCGUCACAGAGGAUGGUUUUGUUUUUGCUGAGAGAAUCUAUAUUGGUUCUCGGCUAUCUUGUAAGCCUAAAUAUCCAGAUAUAUGUGGAUAGAUUAUUCAAGAGCUGGAGUGUUCAUAAUUCUUCUUAAAUAUGAAUUUCGUGAAGCAAAUAUGAAGCUUUUUACUAUGGUGAGAAUACGUGUGGAAAGUUACUCGACAUCAAUGUGUGGCGAUCAAGCUUUGUCGAUUAUUCCAUACAAAAUUUUGACAUGGAAGUCGAACUAUAUUGCCUAGAUUAUCUGAUGGAAUAAAACUGGAGUGACGCUCAAUUCUCACCUCAUAGUAAGAAGAUCAGAGAAUAUACUGUUUUUUUUUGUAUUUCAAGUAUUGGCGUUAAAAAAGGAGCGCGCAGUUUAAAAAUUAUCGUGAAGAUUUUUUAUGCUUGUGUUUUCUAGCUGUAAAGUAUUCUAGAUUCUAGAUAGUA
Molecule: messenger RNA, 1494 nt
Organism: Spodoptera litura
Lineage: Eukaryota; Metazoa; Arthropoda; Insecta; Lepidoptera; Noctuidae
Product: 17-beta-hydroxysteroid dehydrogenase 13
Cellular component (GO): lipid droplet
Molecular function (GO): oxidoreductase activity, acting on the CH-OH group of donors, NAD or NADP as acceptor
Source: RefSeq, a predicted model, not a curated record